Molecule: messenger RNA, 3881 nt
Organism: Misgurnus anguillicaudatus (oriental weatherfish)
Lineage: Eukaryota; Metazoa; Chordata; Actinopteri; Cypriniformes; Cobitidae
Source: RefSeq, a predicted model, not a curated record
UAUGAGUAUUUGGCAACCCAGAGUGGGUCUGUUAGCUGAACAGAAACACAAGCGAUAAUAACACUGCCAGGAAAUGCGUCGUACUUGAAAGAAACACGUCUAAUAUCGACCUGAGAAGCUUUGGGCUAUCGGUUUAUCGCAAUGUCGAACCACCCGACGUUGUCGUGUUGGCUAUUUAUUGUUUUGCUUUAUGGGGGUGUUUGUUCCGUUCCUUCUCCAACAAACAUAAGUGUUGUUUGUCACAACUUUGUGAAUGUCCUUUACUGGAACUACAGUACUACACCAACUGAAGAAGUGAGGUUUAAUGUAAAAAUCAAACCUUACACUGGGUUGCUCCAAACAGUUGACACUUCUGAGAUGUACCUUGAUAUGAGCGAGUACACAAGUGAUGUCAAUGAUAAUUACUUUGUGACUGUAAAGGCGCUUGAUGGACAGGAAGUCUCCAUUAAAUUUACCUACAGCAGGAGCAUGAGUGAUGAGAGCACACAUAAAUGCUAUGUUGACUUUCCACCAAUUGAAACAUCUGUCCACAAAGAUAAGAUGAAUGUGUCCUUUUCACACCCUUAUAACAUAUAUAAUUAUGAAAGCCUGAAUGAGGUUUUUACAUACAGAGUGACUCAUGAUGAGAGAGAGACUUCAUUUGACUGUUAUGACGAUGAAGAGCUGUGCACUGCAGAAAUCCACAUUGGCCAAAGUGAAAUGGGAAAGUGUAUUGAUUUAACAUUUGAAGCGACAGUAGAUGUUCUGUUUUCAACUUUCAACAAAAAUGUUUGUCUCCCCAAGAUGCCUAAUGUUCCUGACAAGCCAAUUUAUAUUGCAGCCUUAGUAGGCGGAGGUGUUGUGAUUCUCUUCAUUGUUCUGGGUUUUGUGUGGCUGCUUUGCAAGAAGUGGUCCAGCAUCCCCAAGAUUCCUGAAGUUCUGAUCAACUUUAUGACUCCGAACAAACCAGUGAGUGUGAUUCACCAGCCCUUGGAAACUACCGUCUCUCCAGUGUCACCUGCAAGUCAUUUACCUCUGCUACAGACAGAAAACACCAUAGGUUUCGAAGUCCCUAUCGUUUCACCACCUGAGAAAGACCCAAGCUUCACCCUUCAUGACACAGAAGUGGUGAUGGACCCGGAGACAUCCUGCACAUCUGAAAGGGAUGAGAAUUAUGAGUCUGAAGAGUCAGACUAUGGCAAGUCAUCUGACUAUGACAGUCCCAAAUUUCUGCAGGAGAUGAGCCCAGGGGACUUUGCUACAGGCUAUGGUCCACGACCCAGUGUACUGUAGGUUUCAUUGUGUGUGUAUGAAUGAAACUGGCAAUUCUUGCCAUCAGGAGAGACAGUAAAAAGUGAAAUGAAAAUUCUGGGCCGCAAUCAAAAAAUCUGGAUGCACUUGGCUGAAACACGAAAAAAACCCUGAAAUAUUCUUCAUCUGAAGUAAUCCAAUUUAACAGCUGUUGUAUCAAAAUAAUGUCAAGUUCUAGAAAACUAUUAUAUGCAAAACAGUAGUAUAGUAAUUCAGCAACUCAGUGGCCUUGUUAAUACCAAGCUUAAUUAAGAUACACAAUCAUUUUAAUGAAAACAACAGGCAAGACACAGCAUGACAGUGAGCCUCUGUUACGUUACAUCAGGACUUUCCACAUUUCCGUCCAGCAUAAGUUACUAAAAACUGUGUACUGUGUACUUCAUCAUCAGUUACUGGCCAACCUCCAUGAUUGGUUACACUUACUGUAUAUUUGAUAGCCUGUUGCAUUUCACGGGAGGACUUGACCUUGACCUAAAAACUUGCGACUCGAUGCAAUCACAAGAUGGCAAAACUGUACAAGCAGAGUGCUAUUUUUUUCGGUUUAUAUUUUCUGCCAUUUUCAGCUUUCGGUGCAGAAAGUUUUUCUGGGAUCAUGCCCAGUAAAAAGCCGUUUGGUUAUGUACAGGUAAUCAUCACUUCGUCCAAUAAUGAUUUCACACAUGCAUUCAUGCUAUAUAAUACACAACAUCCUAUACUAUUCACAGUGUUCAUGUAAGGAAUAAUUGACAAUGGGCUGUUGAAUUAUUUAAAAAAUAAUGCACACCCAAGGUGGUAAUGCAGCACGACCCGUCAAUUAUCCCUCUUAAACCACGGUUAUCACAGACAUUGCUCUGGAGGUUAAGACAUUUGACAGGUUAUGGUUAGGUUAUGUUUUACAGAAAAAUAAUUAACAUUUAUCAACCAUUCAGAACAAAGCAUUCAACAGACCCUUCGUACAUAGACUAUAUACAUUGAUCAGCAGAAUGUGACAUAAAUGCAUUUAAUAAUCAUUACAUAUCACAAUUUUACUUGUGGUGCUUGCAUUGUAGCUCAGAUAUAGCAUGAGCAUUAAUUUUGCAUUACUUCAAUUGUAUUUCCCAAAAAUUAAAACUUGCAUUCGGGUAAAUGACUGUACAAUUGCUUGUAAGGAAAAUACUUCUAUGAAAUGAAACAAUGUUUUAUAAUGUUGAUUGCAGAAGCAGUGUGUGUUAGGACAUAAAGGAAAAUUUUGAUGAUUUUCAAAAAGCUUUGCUUCAACAUUCAGCUGAAAACUGAAAAGAAUCUCUGCAGGUAUGCUAGCUUUUGGGACCUAGUUCAUUGUGUACGUGGAUUUGAAACAAAUCCAAUGUUUUUUGCACAUUUCUGUCUGUCAAAGCCUUAGUUGUAUGUGCCUCAAGAGGAACUUAGCAAACAGCUGUAUACGUCCACGAGUACAGUAUGUGCCAUACACAUAUAUAUUAACCUCAAAAUGCCUUCUUAAAGAAUUGUGGAUUAAAUGCUGACUGUCAGAUAUAUAGACAUUAAAUGUCGUCAUAAAAUUUAAUAACAAUCAUAACCAAAAACUAACAGAAUUGCAAUUUUCUUUUUUUUUUAUUUGACAGCAUAGUGCAUUGAUAAGUUGUUUGUUAUAACACAGAAACAUUUUCAUUACAUUGCCAAGUUACAGUUUACAACAUUUCUCAUUUGAUUAUUGAGUUAGUUAUACUUUUACUUUGUGAAAAAUGUGCGUUGGAUGAGAGGACAAACUUAUUUUUCCCUGUAUGUAAAAAAGCGCAAACCUCUCUGUUAUUUAAAAGGUUACUGCUUUUUCAUUACGUGAUAGUGACAUAUGGAGAAUCACAGAAAAAUCCAGAACGUUGGUGUUUAUUAAAAAUGGAUGUACAAAAUUGAUUUAAGAGGAUGAAAAGUCAUACAAAAAUGAUCAUGAAAACAGUCUACAAACUAGAGAGUUUGUGGUGAUAAAGUAGCAGCUGCCACUCCUUCAACAGUUAAAGGCAAAUGUUAUGUUAAUUUGAGACACAACUAGAUGAUGUGUAAUGAUCGUUAUAUGUCUAUAUAGCCAAGUGUUACUCUUAAUGCCUCUUCAUGAGCACUUUUAUGUAUUAGGAUAAGGGGCUAUAUUUGGUGUUAUUAGAUAACUACAAACAUGAUUUUCUUAAACACUUUAUAAUUUUUUGUUUUUUAAAAUAAAGCAAAUUUGCACUUACUUAUUAUGAUUUUUUUUUUCAAAACAAAAUUCAAAAAUUCCUUGAGAAAAGCAAGGUGUGAAUAAUUAUAAUGGCAUAUUUAUGCUGACAAGCCAAGACUUUUAAAGGCUAUCCAAAGUUUGAUUUUGGGCCCAAUAUAACAAAGCCAUAAAAAGUUUAGUCUUUCUUUUACAUUUAUGUAUUGUCAGACAUACAUUUUCAUUAUGUGUUUUCUGGGAUAUGAAGCAAUGAAGAUUUAUAUCAUAUCUUGCCAGGUGAGCAUGAAAAUAUGUAGAAUUUAAGUUUUUACUUUGAGUCUUUUAAAUUGAACUUCAUGCUUGCAUUUCAUGUCUGCUUGGUAUUCAUGUAUAUAUAAUGCUGUGCAUUUAAUCCAUUUUAAUUACAAUAAAUCAUCUGUAAUGUCAA